Didymodactylos carnosus is the source of this 855-nucleotide messenger RNA. The record is from the annotation of a GenBank genome assembly. NCBI's taxonomy places the organism in Eukaryota, Metazoa, Rotifera, Eurotatoria, Philodinida, Philodinidae.
AUGGGUAAUUUUCUUUCUCAGAAGACUCGAGCCAACGCUGAAUUAAUUGAAUUAUUCGAUAUUUUUGAUGGUAAUUCAUCACUAUCUUCUUCAAAAUCUACUAAUGGUGAACUCAUAUUCGAAGAUUAUGUUGUUAUAUGGUUGGAUACAAAUAUUACUGGUGAUUGGCAAGAAACUGAAAUGGAAAUACGUCCUAUUAUCAACUAUUUCAAAACAUUCGAUAAUGUAGAUGAGUGUAUCAAGUACAUAAAAAGUCUUAUCGAUGAAAAAGUCUUUCUUAUAGUAACCGGUACGUUUAUUAAACAGAUAUGUUUACGUAUAGCUGAAUUGCCAAAUUUAUUAUCGAUCUAUUUAUGGUGUUCGAAUAAAACAAAAUACGAAAAAUGGUUAAAAAAUCAUCCACAUAUUACUGGUAUUUAUUUAACAAUGGAUAGUUUAUUACCACAGUUAACUAAUGAUGUGAAAGUAUGUUUAAAUGAUCUAAUACCAUUGUCAACAAUUCAUUCAACAAUAACAGAUUUGUCUAAACAUAAUGUGUUAUUUCCCUCAUUUCAAUUCCUCAUUGAUGUAUUACUAAAAAUGCCUCCAAAAGAGUUGAAUCGAAAAUCUUUAUUGCGACAACUUCGACACUAUUACAAAGACAAUGAAAUAGAAUUAGAUAUCAUCACGGAUUUUGAAAAUGACUAUAGUUCACAAAAUGCGAUAACUUGGUAUCUACGUCAUACAUUUUUAUAUCGUCUAUUAAACAAAGCAUGUCGUACUCAAGGUGGCUUGCAUAAUGGAUGGAUGUCCAAUACACAGUGUAACCCAUUACUGAUUAAUUACAAUAUGAGUUCUUUAGUACUUGAAAGUUAG